CCUUUUAGAGAAAAAAGUUAAAUCUGUACCGCGAACCAAGCUUUUCGUUCUGUCCAACGAAUCUUGGAUGGGAGAAGGGGCACUUUGUGUCGACGUCUUAAGAGAUGAGGAUAUGGGGAAUAAGAAUUACGGUGGAGAUGAAUCAAAAAGAGACACUGAGUUUCUGGCAAGUGAUAAGGAGGUGGAAGCUUACGACAAGCAAGUGAAAGAAGCUUCUAACGAGGAGAUAAAAUCCGAAGUUUCGAAUCCCGCAGUUUGCACAAAAGGGAAUGCAUUUACUACUCAGGAUAUCACUAGUCAACUGGUUGAAAUGUCUAGCAGUGCUCAAGUGGUUGGUUGCGGGGAAGCCACAUCCUCUUGUGCCAGGAAUUUAAGUGGAGAGAGGACCCUGACUGAUGGAGAGCCUAGCUGUGGAGACAACAAGAGUUCUGUUUCUCACGUUACUUUGGAAAUACCUAAGCAUGUUAGCUCCACUGGAAUAAGAAAAAUUACCUUCAAGUUCAGGAAGAGAGAGGAUGAUUAUGACAUCCAGUCAUCUGCAUCAUUGACUGAGUCUAUUAGUAAUGAUGUGUUUAACUACUCCAACAAUGGUGAUUUGAGUCCAAUAAGAAGUUGUCCAAGUCACCGUUAUCUAUAUGCUCGCAAUAUGGAGUUGAAAAUGUCUAAGAAGAUUAUUCCAAUUAAUUACCCUACAAAUGUCAAAAAGUUGUUAGCAACAGGUAUUCUUGAUGGAGCUCGAGUCAAGUAUAUUUCUAAUUCACCAGAGAGACAGCUACAUGGAAUUGUUAACGGUGGAGGGUAUUUAUGCGGUUGUUCAUCAUGCCAAUUCUCUAAAAUUCUCAGUGCUUUCGAGUUUGAGCAGCAUGCUGGUGCCAAAACUAGACAUCCAAAUAACCAAAUAUUCUUGGAAAAUGGGAGGCCCAUCUAUAGUAUCAUUCAAGAAAUUAAAAGUGCUUCACUCUGCCAACUGGAUGAAGUGAUGAGGAAUGUAGCUGGAUCAUCUAUAAAUGAAGAUUUCUUCCAGAUUUGGAAAGCUAGUCUUCAACAGAGCCACGAAAUGUAUGGCGCAGAUAACUAUUCUGGCAGGCUUACUAGUUUUUCUCAUUACCUUGUAAGUUGUCAAGAUUCAGAAGAAAGCUUUUGUGCUACUCCAAGUCCUUUUUCAUUAAACAACCCAAUUAGAGAGCAGAUAUACAUGGAGAAUUCAGUAGAACAGAAACAGGCAGUUAAGAGACCUAGACAUUUAGUUUCUAAAGCAGAUGAGCAGCGAAAGAAAACUGCUGAUGGUGACGUCAAGAAAAGGGAUAACGAUUUACAUCAGCUGCUUUUCAAGUCGAAUGGUCUUCCAAAUGGGGCUGAAUUGGCUUAUCGGGUGAAAGGACAGACAUUGCUUGAGGGCUACAAGUAUAAAAACGGCAUAACCUGUCGAUGCUGCAAUGAAACGAUCAGCCCUUCGCAGUUUGAAGCUCAUGCUGGGAUGGCUGCCAGACGUCAACCCUAUCGUCAUAUCUACACUUCAAGUGGAUCUACACUGCAUGACAUAGCAGUUUCUUUAGCCAAUGGGCGAAGGCUUAUUUCUGAGAACAGUAGUGAUAGGUGUGCACAUUGUGGGCGGCCGGAAAAUCUUAUUUUUUGCAAUGGUUGUCCUCAGGCUUUUCAUGCAGAGUGUUCGCAAUUAACGUUCCAUUCCGAAGGUGAUUGGCUUUGUCAAAUUUGUUUGGAAAAAUCUGGCCAUGGCAGAAAAGCUUCUGGUGGAGAAUCUUCAAUUAAGGAAAGUCCUAUUGUUAUACGGUUGACUAGAGCUGCUAAAGAUCGUGAUUUUAAAAUUGGGGGUUGUGUUAUUUGCAGACAGCAUGAUUGCAGUUCUGUUGGUGAUCGAAGAGUUAUUUUAUGCGAUCAGUGUGAGAAGGAAUACCAUGUUGGCUGCUUGCGAAUCAGUAAAGUAUGUGAUCUAAAAGUAAUUCCCAAGGGUGCCUGGUUCUGCUGUGAUGAAUGCAAGACAAUCCAUGCAACUCUAAAGAGUUCUAUUUCCAGUGGGGCAAAGAUGAUUCCAGCUUCAUCAUUAGAUACAAUAAACAGGAAGCAUGUAGAGAACGGGUUGAUUAUUGAUGGAACUGCAAGUGAUGUUCAAUUUCAAAUUGUACGCGGGAAAGCCCAAAGGACAGGCAACCGCGGGAAAGACGACUGCAAUCAUGAGUCAUUGCUUGAUGAUGCUUGUGCAAUAUUUACUGAGUGUUUUGCUCCAAUCAAAGUAGCGAAACGCAAGUGUAACCUAGUUCCCAUAAUGGUCUCUGGGAGAAAGAUAUUAGACCAAGACUUUGGGGGGAUGUAUUGUGUAUUAUUGACUGUAAAAUCUGCUGUUGUAUCCGCUGGCCUCCUGAGAAUCUUUGGCCGGGAGGUUGCUGAGCUUCCUCUGGUGGCCACCGCUAAAAAACAUCAGGGGAAGGGUUAUUUCCAAGCACUCUUUGCAUGCAUUGAAAGGCUUCUUUCCACCGUAAAAGUGGCAAAGCUGGUGCUUCCUGCAACCAAGGAAGCUGAGUCCAUCUGGAUGAACAGAUUUGGCUUUAGAAAGAUGAGUGAGGAGCAAUUAUUCAGGUACCAGAGGGAUUUUCUGCUAGUGGUUUUCAAGGGAACGUCAAUGCUGGAGAAGGAAGUGAGGAGGAUAGAGGGUCCCCUAAGAGGAGUUCAAAAAAUUUAAGCUUAGGCCUUAGGGUUGGCAUUUGCUUUUGAUUAGCCAUUCCUUUUUGAGAUUUUGCUGCAAGAUCUGUUGUUUGGCAAAGCGGGCAGCUGCCUGAGGUUUUAGUGGAUGCAUGGGCAUGAAUUUUUAUUUUUAUUUUUUGUAUAUUUGCCUUUGUGGUUCAUUUUACUUUCCCAAAUAAAAGGAAGAAAAACCACACAAAAAAUUGCCGUGUUUACCGCUGAAAGAUUGGCUUUUGAAAUGUUCUCCCGCUGAUGGGAGAAAGUGGGAUGAGAGUUUAGAAUAAUCCUUUUUGAUUGUAUGCUGAAGGAUUUUCGUUUCCUCUUUUCAUUGAUUAUCAUGAUUGAAAUUUAUAGUUAA
Tripterygium wilfordii is the source of this 3058-nucleotide messenger RNA. RefSeq lists its product as uncharacterized. The transcript has 20 exons. The record is from RefSeq and is a predicted model, not a curated record. Lineage: Eukaryota; Viridiplantae; Streptophyta; Magnoliopsida; Celastrales; Celastraceae. The coding region runs from base 68 to 2698 and encodes 876 amino acids.